Phytomonas sp. EM1 is the source of this 1104-nucleotide messenger RNA. Lineage: Eukaryota; Euglenozoa; Kinetoplastea; Trypanosomatida; Trypanosomatidae. The record is from the annotation of a GenBank genome assembly.
AUGCUUUGGCUCUCGGCGCGUGAGCGGCCCAGCGGGGCCGACAGCCCCGAUCCUGACGUCAUGCAGCGGCGCGAGCAGCAUCUUCUGCGUGAAGUCGCUAAGGAGAACGCGGAGGUUACCACAAUGCAGUUUUUGAUCUUGUCGAUGGAAGUUACCGUCUGGAAUGUGGCGAGUUUGCUGCUCCUGAUGGUGCCGGUGGAGAGUUUAGGCGAUCCCUCACAGGUUUGGUCAGCGAUUCUCCGCGCGGUGGAGCAGCGCUACGUCCUUCUUAGCGCUGCCACGGCUUCCGAUGAUGAAACUGCCUUGCCGCCAUCAAGCAUCGCCGCGGAAUCUGCCUCCGCCCGCCAGCUGCUUUGGCUGCAGCUUGAAUCACUCGUUCAGAUGCUCUGGACGCUGCAGCGAAAGCAGGCCAAGGCACGGGGUGGCGUUCUGCACGGCUCCAACCAGCAGCUCCAUGCGGGAAAAAGCGACGUCGACCUCCUCAUCCGCCUUGCGUGGGAACGGCGGGAGGGGGGAGGGGUGAGCAAAGUCGGAAAGAAAGAGGCGCAACCGCUGGUCUGCAUGCCGACCUUAACUCAGGCUUGCGUAGGUGCGAUAGGGCUGCUCUGUGUGUCGUUCGGAGAAGUGGAGGCGACUUUGGUAGGCGCCUCCUUUGCGCUUGCGAUUUUAGCGAGCUACGGAAAUGACAGCGCUGCAACCGCCCCUUCUUCGCUUCUUCAGCUUGACGGCGGUAUGGCGCUCUCGGGAACGUCGCAUCUUGCGAAUCCGGCGGAGCGGAGGGCGUGGCUGCAGCGCCUUUUUGCCGUUGACGGCAUCGUCAGCGCGCGCGUGGAGGCUGCGAAUGCGUUGAUGGAUUUCUUCCUCGAUGAACGCUAUGAUAUCGAGGUGUACAUCCCGCAGGGAGUUCACCAAAAGCUUUCCAUAUUUCUCGUGCAGCUGCGUGAGUAUAUCAAGCAGCGUUUGAUGAUUAGUAAGUUUUGGAAGAGAAAUUAUCAGAUUGUAGCGGAGCCAGAGGACUUCGAGCAGUGGCAGGAGAUAGAGGAGAAUCUUGUUGGAUUUUUAGAAUACAAAGCACAACAUAUACGUGAUUUGCGUAAACAUUGA